Messenger RNA from Anopheles stephensi (Asian malaria mosquito), 3112 nucleotides. RefSeq lists its product as uncharacterized. Bases 653 to 2689 code for a protein of 678 amino acids. The record is from RefSeq and is a predicted model, not a curated record. The transcript has 4 exons. Lineage: Eukaryota; Metazoa; Arthropoda; Insecta; Diptera; Culicidae.
UAUACGACAGUGUGUGGACGUUAAAGAAGACGACGAAAACGACGAAGUGUGUGCACCGAACGAAGACGACGAAGUAUGUGCACUUAAAGAAGACGACGAAGACGACGAAGUGUGUGCAUCUAAAGAAGACGACGAAGGCGACGAAGUGUGUGCAUCUAAAGAAGACGACGAAGUGUGUGCGCUCUUAAAGAAGAUUAAAGCGACGUGCAGAACAUCCCUAGUAGCAAAAAUGAGUGACUUUUGUAUUACUAUCUCGCUCCUACUCACGGCAAAGCCUAUAGCGCUACCCACCGCCAUUACCGCGACUCGUCUCCGUCGUCCAUCAAUUAACCCGAAGUACGAAUUGUUCUUGCCCCUCUACGUUUCCUCCAUUGCCCGCGCCUAUCGAUACGUUCGGCGACGGCUGUUCGUCGUCGUUUCCCCUUCGUCCCUUGAUCCCCACUUCCUACCCCGCCCAAGAAUGAAUCGUUAUUCGUUCUUGCACCUCUACGUUUACCCCCUUUCCGCGCUUAUUGGUAUCGGUGAUCAGCUGUCCGGCGUCAGCUGUAGAACGCGCCAAAUCGAAAAUCUGCUCGCAGUAGCAAGACGGUCGUGAAAGCGCUUAGCUGAUUUUAAAUACCCUGUGAAACGUGAAAAAGUUUAGUUUGGCAAAAUGUCUCACACUGUGAAAGAGUUGAAAGCAAGUGGAAAGUUUGCAAAACUAAGUGCGGCUAAAAAGCGUAUGCUGGAGGAAGAUUGGCAGCGCGAACAUCAAGCAGGAACGAGUAGCGCAGAUUUGUUGGUGAAUGCCGUCCCUCCGUCUGCUGAGGUUGCGGUGGUUGACAACGCGCCAGUACUUGAAGUAUCCGAGGAAACGGAAGAGACUUCGUACAUCCUUGAAGACGAUGACGACAUUCCCGAGGACCAUAAUACUUUUGAUGGUAAUGUAGCGACUGAUGAACGUAAAAAAAUGACGUUCCCAGAAGGUCUACGCCGUUGGGCCCUUGCGUCAAAAAUUUCACUGGCGCAUGUGAAUGAUCUGUUGUUGCUAGUUCGCGACACAACCGAUUAUUAUGUGCCCAAAGAUGCCAGGACAUUUUUAAAUACGCCAACACGUGUUGGAAGCCAGAUAGCGACUGUGGCAGGCGGUCAGCUUUGGUAUCAGGGGAUUGAAACCGCCCUGCAAAACUAUUUUAGUAACACAAAGCCCACCAUCGAUCGUUUGGAAAUCAAUCUCUCGAUGGAUGGAAUUCCUGUAUACAAUAACGGUCCAACCCAGCUUUGGCCCAUUUUGAUGCAAUUACACAACAUCUCUGGGACACCUGUUCUGGUGAUAGGUGUUUUUUGUGGAUCCAGUAAGCCGAAUAACUGUGAAGAUUAUUUACGACCGUUGGUGACCGAAUUGAACCAACUUUUGGAGUCUGGUUUCAAAAUAGGAGGAAAGCAAUACCAUGUAAACUUGCGUCUAAUUGUAGCAGACUCACCAGCAAGAGCCUUCAUAAAAGGUGCAGCCUACUUCAACGCAAUUCACGGUUGCAUGAAAUGCAAGUGUGUAGGAGUGCACGUGAAAGAUGCUCGGAAGGUUAUUUUCGAGAAUUCCGAAGCAGAAAAACGCACCGAUGCAGAGUUCAGGAGCGGGUUGUAUGCUGCGCAUUAUAAGCGACCAUCCCCGCUUAUUGAGAUUAAGAAUUUCAACAUAGUUGAAAACGUUAUAGUUGGAGAUAGGCUGCAUUUAAUAGAUCUUGGAGUGACGAAGAAACUAUUGAAAGGCUGGUCGCAUGGUGGGUUGGAACCAUUUACUAAGUGGUCGUCUAAAGAAUGUGAUAGGAUUAACAAACUAUUUAAGUUAAUUGAAUUUCCCUCGGAAAUAACUGAUCGUACUCUACGUCCUUUACAUUACCUGCAUUAUUGGAAAGGUACUGAAUAUCGUACCUUCCUCCAUUAUGCAAGCCUGGCCAUACUGUCGGACUUUUUAAAUGAAGGUGCGUUCCAUCAUUUCAAACUUUAUUUUUGUGCUGUUACAUUUUUGUCAUCGAACUAUUAUAGCCAAUAUUGGGAAUACGCAGGCUCUUUACUAAAGACAUUCGUCAAUCAGUUCGGUACAAUUUAUAGCCGAAAUCACUUGACCAGCAACAUUCACAAUUUAAUACACGUAAGUGAAGAGGUAGAUAGGUUUGGUCCACUCCACACGUUUUCAACCUAUCCAUUUGAAAACCAUUUACAAAUCAUAAAAGGCUUGAUAAGAAGUGGUUCCAAAACACUGCAACAAGUAAUUUGCAGAUUAGGAGAGCGCAAAGAGUGCAAUGUUGCGGCCGAGGAAACCUUAGAAUCGUAUCCAAAAUUAAAAAUAAAAAACAGUGAGGUAAUUUGCUAUGUUAGGAAUGGAUUUGUACUGAAAACAGGAAACAAAGACAGCUGGUUUCUUACAAAAAGUAAUCAUAUUAUGCAAUACAGCUCUGCUACUACAGAGGCGAGUAAUAUUAUUAAAAUUGAGGGCCAUGUUUUGCCAAACCAUAUCCCGGCAUUUAGCUAUCCUUGCUGUGCAAAUUUAAUAAACACAUUCAGAGCAACGAUGGACAACCUUGUAGCAUCCACCGUAACCAUUAAUUUAACUGAAAUUAAAUGUAAGCUAGUAGCAGCAAGGACAAGCAAACAAACUGAAUUCAUAUUUACGCCACUACUACAUACUUUGGGAUGGGAGGAGUUAUGAUAGGAUAGGAUAUUAUAGGAUAGUAUUGGAUAGAAUAGGAUAGGAUAGGACAAGAUAGGAUACGAUAGGAUAAGAUAUGAUAGGAUACGAUAAGAUAGGAUAAGAUAUGAUAGGAUACGAUAAGAUAGGAUAAGAUAUGAUAGGAUACGAUAAGAUAGGAUAAGAUAUGAUAGGGUACGAUAAGAUAGGAUAAGAUAGAAUAGGAUAGGAUAAGAUUGGAUUCGAACGAUGCGACAGGAUUAACAAGAAAUAAAUAUUCACAAUGAAAUUUUGUUGGAUAAAUUAUAACCAUUUGCAUCUUUCGAUUUUUUUAUUCACACUUUUUUACGUUUAUGGCAUGUAGUUUCUAUUUGCCCCAGCAAAUUUAAUCUAUCCGUUGCGUGGUAUAAUUUUUUUUUGAAAAACAUUUCCACCAUUUCAGAA